Molecule: messenger RNA, 492 nt
Organism: Cordyceps fumosorosea ARSEF 2679
Lineage: Eukaryota; Fungi; Ascomycota; Sordariomycetes; Hypocreales; Cordycipitaceae
Product: ADP-ribosylation factor family protein
Exons: 3
Coding region: 1-492 (163 amino acids)
Biological process (GO): protein transport
Cellular component (GO): lysosomal membrane
Molecular function (GO): GTPase activity; GTP binding
Source: RefSeq, a predicted model, not a curated record
AUGGAAGUCACUGUGGUAGGCCUGCAAAACGCUGGGAAAACUUCGCUCUUGCGUGUCCUGUCGGGAGGAGAGUUCACAGUCGACUCGAUACCGACAGUUGGAUUCAACCUGAAAAAGGUUCAGCACGGCCAUGUGCUAUUGAAAUGCUGGGACCUGGGCGGCCAGCCGCGAUUUCGAUCCAUGUGGGAGAGGUAUUGCCGUGGCGUCAACGCCAUUGUCUUCAUCGUCGAUAUUGCCGACCUGCCACAGAUUCCCGAUGCCAAGGAGCAGCUGCACUCAUUGAUGGGAUAUAAUUCCCUUGGAGGGAUCCCGUUGCUGGUACUUGGUAAUAAAUCAGAUCUCCCAGAUAAAAUGUCGGUCGAUGAUCUGAUCGAUGCUCUUGAACUCGGAACGAUACAAGGGCGCGAGGUCUGCUGCUAUGGCAUCAGUGCCAAGGAAGAGACGAACCUCGAUGCUGUGGUUCAAUUUCUCGUCAAAUGGGCAGGGCGGUAG